Molecule: messenger RNA, 1011 nt
Organism: Lolium perenne
Lineage: Eukaryota; Viridiplantae; Streptophyta; Magnoliopsida; Poales; Poaceae
Product: mitochondrial carrier protein CoAc1-like
Biological process (GO): transmembrane transport
Source: RefSeq, a predicted model, not a curated record
CCGGAGGACAACGAGCGACCAUCAGAACUACAGCGCAAAAUUCCACCCCGAGUAGUGGCUGUCUGGCCGACCCGACGCCGACUCGUGCGCGCACCGUACGCGCCAUGGUCUCCCUCGCCGAGACGAUCGGAGUUUUCGACGCCGCGGUCGGCUCGACGCCGGCCUACGCCAGGGAGAUGCUCGCCGGCGGCGUCGCGGGCGUAAUGGCCAAGACGGCCGUGGCCCCGCUGGGCCGCGUGAAGCUCCUCCGCCGUAUCGGCGCCGCGCCCGGGGCGGAUGCCGAGGGCGCCCUCCGGACGCUCGUCGGGAUCUACCGCCGAGAGGGUUUCUUGGGGCUCUACCGCGGCAACGGCGCCAACGCCCUGCGCGUGUUCCCGUCCAAGGCGCUCCACUUCGCCGCCUACGACCGGUACAGGGGCUGGCUCGGCGGCGCCGGCGGGGCUCUCGUGGACCUCCUUGCCGGCUCGGCCGCCGGCGGCACCGCGCUGCUCGCCACGUACCCGCUCGACCUCGCCCGCGCGCGCCUCGCCUGCGGCGACGGCGCCUGCACGAGCGUGCGCGGCGUCCUCCGUGCCGCGUACGCGGAGCGCGGGCUGUACCGCGGCGUGCGCCCGGCGCUGGCGCGCGCGCUGCCCAAGUCGGGGAUCAAGUUCUGGGCCUACGAGUCGCUGAAGCGGCGGCUCCCCGAGGGCUGGGGCGCGCGCGCGGAGGCGCAGAUGGCGUGCGGGGUGGCCGCGGCGCAGCUGGCCAGCACGGCCACGUACCCGCUGGCCGUGGUGCGGCGGCGGAUGCAGCUCGGGCUAUGCGCCGGCGGCGGCGUGCUGGAAGGCGUCCGCACCAUCGCGCGGGAGGAAGGCGUGCGGCGGCUGUACGCCGGGCUGGGGAUCGCGUACGUCAAGGCGGUGCCGUCGGCGGCCAUCGGGCUGGUGGCGUACGACCAGAUGAAGGCUCUCAUGAAGCUGCCGGUGCCGGGCACGUAGUUGGCAGCAGUACGACAGCCGAUGAUGGCGU